Messenger RNA from Cucurbita maxima (winter squash), 2483 nucleotides. RefSeq names its product protein tesmin/TSO1-like CXC 5. Gene Ontology annotation, cellular component: nucleus. The transcript is spliced from 8 exons. NCBI's taxonomy places the organism in Eukaryota, Viridiplantae, Streptophyta, Magnoliopsida, Cucurbitales, Cucurbitaceae. Gene Ontology annotation, biological process: regulation of DNA-templated transcription. The record is from RefSeq and is a predicted model, not a curated record. The coding region runs from base 396 to 2165 and encodes 589 amino acids.
AAGAAGAUGAACAAAAUGCCUUUUCGCUCCUGUCCUUCGGAGCUCUCUUCAAUUCACAGUUCAAAAAAACCCUAAAUAAUUUAAUUUUUCUGCUCCGUUUUUUGCUUUCUCUGUGGCUGUUUUACGCGUAGACAAAUGUCUUUUUGAUCUUGGUUUCAUUUUGCUGAUUUUCGGCGUAAUAUUUGAGCUGCAAAAGCAUAAUUUUAUCUGGUGUUCUCGGAAUUUUAUUUGCCGUAUUUUGAUAGGUAUUUGGAUCGGGGAGUUGAACGAUUUUAAGUUGGCGGAGGGAAAUCCGUUUUUGAAUUUAGGAGUUGAUUAAUUGUUCGAGUUUGUUUUUCUUUUAUCGGAAAAUUUGGAAUUGUGGCGAGAUUAUUGAAAUUGAGGAUUUGAAUUCGAUGGGGGAAGAAGAUUCCGCUGGUGCGCCUCCGAAGAAGGCUCAAUCAGAUGGUGCAGCGUUGAGUAAUUCUUCGUCAUCGGAUAUUCCGUCUAAGAAGCUCGCUAGGCAGCUCGAUUUCACUGGCUAUGGAGGCGCUCCGCAUCCUCAAUCUCAUUCAAACUCGCAUUCACAGUCGCAGACUCCAUUAGUAUCUCAGAAUCUUCAGCAAGCUCAGCCGAAGCCACAGCCGCAGAUGGUGGCCGCGUCGAACGCACCUUUGGCGCCUCAUUCGUCAGUUAGAACUGUGAAAUCAGAAUCCCCUAUGUCAAGAGCAAGACCUGCUGUUGAAGCUAAAGAUAGUACUCCUAAGAAGCAAAAACAGUGUAACUGUAAACAUUCGCGGUGUCUAAAAUUGUACUGUGAAUGCUUUGCUUCUGGAAUAUACUGUGAUGGCUGCAACUGCUUAAAUUGUUAUAACAAUGUUGAAAAUGAUGCUGCUAGAAGAGAAGCAGUCGAAGCUACAUUAGAGCGUAAUCCAAAUGCGUUUCGACCAAAAAUUGCUAGCAGUCCUCAUGGAAUGCGGGACAACCGAGAGGAGGCGGGGGAGCUGCUGAUGUUGGGUAAGCACAACAAGGGAUGCCACUGCAAGAAAUCGGGUUGUCUUAAAAAAUAUUGCGAGUGUUUCCAGGCGAACAUUCUCUGCUCGGAAAAUUGUAAAUGCAUGGACUGCAAGAAUUUUGAGGGAAGUGAAGAGAGACAAGCUCUUUUCCAUGGAGACCAUGGUAACAAUAUGGUAUUCAUUCAGCAGGCAGCUAAUGCUGCCAUAACUGGAGCUAUUGGCUCCUCUGGUUAUGCUUCACCUCCUGUAUCCAAAAAAAGGAAAGGUCAAGAACUCUACUUUGGAUCGACGGCCAAGGACCUAUCAACUCAUAGACCAGUAGCAUUUCAACAGGCAAAUCAUGCCAAAGCCACUGCUCCUCCGUUACCAUCCUUCCCCAUUGCUGGUGUUGGAAGCCCGUCAUUGUUGGGUCCCUCAAAGUUUACCUAUAGGUCUUUAAUGGCAGACAUCAUUCAAUCACAAAAUUUGAAGGAUCUUUGCUCUGUUUUGGUUGUGCUAUCAAGUGAAGCUGCCAAAACAUUUCAAGAUCAAACAAAUGCUACAGAAAAGCAAGCUGAUUGUCAGAUAGAAACUUCUGUUGCAUCAUCCAAUCAAGAUAGGUUGCAGAAAAAAGAUGUAUCCAACGAGAAAGCUGCAGCCGAUGAUCGUUCAAGCGCAAACCAGACCAACAAAACCACCACUGAUGAUUCCAAUUCAGAUGGUGGAGAUGUGUCAAAGGGCGCAACCAUGUCUCCCGGAACAUUGGCUUUGAUGUGCGACGAGCAAGAUACAAUACUAAUGGCUGCUGCUUCCCCCAACAGAUUAAUGGGUCCUGGCUGCAGCACUUCUUCACAACUGCCCCACAGACAAGACAUGUCAGAGGUCUAUGCCGAGCAGGAGAGGAUCGUCCUUACGAAGUUUCGGGAUUGUCUCAAUAGACUCAUCACUUUAGGAGAAAUAAAAGAGACACAGUGUUCCACUUUAGCCAGAAGUGAAGUAGGUAACCAAGAACACUCACUCAACCAUGGCACUACAAAUUCUAGAACCGAAACACAAACUCAUUUGGAACAACUCAACAAUAAAGUUACAAAAUCUUCGAUCCCACCAUCGGGGAAGACCACGCAGACGGUAACCGCUACAGUCAUGACCCUUAGUAACGAUCAGCGACAGAAAGUUUUGCCUCUGUCGUGAAGAAACUGGUAAUAUCAAACCAAAACUGAGCCAUCAGAGUUGGCAAACAGAAAUGUAGCCUUAUGUUAUCCAUCAAGGUGAUAUUUACCGUCCCGACCCUCAUGCGCUGACCCAUCAGAGUUGGAAGCUAUAUUUGGACAAAAAUGUCCCACGGGUUCCUACAUGAUUAAUGUAAGUUAAUUUUCAUUUAGAUUUGAUAUUGAGUUUCCCAUCUUAGCUUUGUAAUUUUAGUUAUUUUUCCUCCUGUUUAGGAGAGGUGGAAGAUAGGGAUUGUUGUUUUCAUAUUUCUAGAUCAAAUGAGAAAUGGAAAUCCUUUGC